Messenger RNA from Castor canadensis (American beaver), 830 nucleotides. It is a transcript of the gene Foxr1, whose product is annotated as forkhead box R1. Gene Ontology annotation, cellular component: nucleus. Gene Ontology annotation, molecular function: sequence-specific double-stranded DNA binding; DNA-binding transcription factor activity. The record is from RefSeq and is a predicted model, not a curated record. NCBI's taxonomy places the organism in Eukaryota, Metazoa, Chordata, Mammalia, Rodentia, Castoridae. Gene Ontology annotation, biological process: regulation of DNA-templated transcription.
UUGCCAAAUACAGACUCAGAAUAGUUGAGCCACCGGAAUUGCCUUUGGAAAAAAAAUGCACUACUGAUGAAGACGACCCUGAUACUGAACCCAACCUAUGGAUGUGGGUGAACCCCAACAUCGUGUAUCCCCCUGGCAAGCUGGAGAUUGGAGAACUCAAGAAGGAGGAGGAUCUGCCAAGCAUGCUCCCCUCCCCUCAGCCACCCCUAAAGGAGGAAGAAACCAGCUUCCCAGAGGCCACAGGGGAGCAGUUGCUGCUGUCUUCCUCCUGCGAGCAGUCACCCACUCAGAAGCGGAAACGGAAGCGAUUUGCUGCUUCCCCCUGCACCUGGGAGCUCACAGAAGAGGAGGAGGCUGAGGACCAGGAUGACAGCUCCUCUGUGGCUCUCCCAUCCCCUCACACAAGGGCCCCCCUCCAGAAUCGGAGGCUUCGGCAAGCCAUCAGCCCAGAGGGGAGGCUCUGGUCCCGGCCCCCUCUCAAUUACUUCCACCUAAUUGCCCUGGCACUAAGAAACAGUCCCCCCUGUGGCCUCAACGUGCAGCAGAUCUACAGUUUCACUCGACAACACUUCCCCUUUUUCCGGACGGCUCCAGAAGGCUGGAAGAAUACUGUCCGUCACAAUCUCUGUUUCCGAGACAGCUUUGAAAAAGUGCCGGUCAGCAUGCAGGGUGAGGCCAGCACACGGCCUCGAUCCUGCCUCUGGAAGUUGACCGAGGAGGGACACCGCCGCUUUGCGGAGGAGGCCCGCGCAUUGGCUUCCACUCGGCUGGAAAGUAUCCAGCAGUGCAUGAGCCAGCCAGAUGUGAUGCCCUUCCUCUUUGACCUGUAA